Messenger RNA from Macroventuria anomochaeta, 2133 nucleotides. RefSeq lists its product as uncharacterized. Bases 203 to 1816 code for a protein of 537 amino acids. The record is from RefSeq and is a predicted model, not a curated record. Lineage: Eukaryota; Fungi; Ascomycota; Dothideomycetes; Pleosporales; Didymellaceae. The transcript has a single exon.
AUUGAUCAGGCUUGGAACAGCUCCUCAGACGUCAUGCGCACAAACUCAACAUUUACUGCUUUAGCUUCAUGAAGGGCUAUUUCCCCUGUCUUUCAAGUCAAUUCCUUCGGACCUUAACUCUUUUACCCCAGUUGUGUUCGAAGUUCUCCCUCCACCCAACAAGGCCUGCUUAGCUGCAAAGCUCUAGCUACCCCGCCCCGCAAUGAGCUCCAAAGCAACCACUGAAAGGAUCGAGGGUGAUACAUCUGGGCCGACCAAAGCACAGAUCUUGGACAAAGUCUUCUCGCUUGCAACACAAUUCAGCACUUGUGUCGAAGCCUUCAACCUCAUCCAUCCGUCCAAGGACAACGACCAUGCGCAGAAAGUCGCGCUAGCAAAAUUGGGUGUGCAGCAGGGCAGACUGCUCAUCUUUGGCGAUGCAGUUGGUAUCUCUGCCCCACCUGCGACUAUCGCCAGGCACAUGAUCCCAAGCCACCCUGGAAUCACAAACCCCGAUCCGCAUCUUCCAGUCAACUUCGGUGUAAGAGAUGCCCGUCUGGAAGACGGUGCGAUUCAUGAGAAGGUUAGGAAAGCGCUGAACGAGAUCGCCGGUCGACCGGGCCAUCUUUCAAGAGAUGAAUUGAUGGAAAAGUAUGGCUUGAAGAGUCCAAAACGUUUCAACAUGCUCGAGCACCCAGCAUUGGACACAAACCGAAUGGAGGCCUUCCGUGAGAAGUAUGGCUUGCUUCAAGAUCUUGUCCGACAGAGUGGCGCCCGGGCCAACAUCAAACGAGCCAUGAGCAUGACUACAAAUCACUGGACUGUCAAAGACACCACGAAAUUCGACGAGUUUGUCAGAGCCGUCCGUAUCGAAGUCGACGGUCUGAUAAACCUCCUCGGUGUGAAUGAGCAGGUUGAUCGAGGAAUGAAAAGCGAUAUCCGCUCUAUGGCAUGGCAUCCGGAGCUCUCAGGGCCCGUCGUGCAACAAGAUUGGGAGAAGCUGCGUCUCAUCCGCGAGGCAUGCGAGAUCGACUAUCCGCAGUACAUCGAGGUUGCUGAUACAGCACUUCAAUACAUCAACGAUGAGCUAAGGGAGACGUCCCUUGCUAACCACCGAGCUUCUCUUGGCGUGCCAGUAGGCGGUGCAGCUGGUGCGCGGCGGAAGUCAGACUACGAAUUACGAGCUCAUCCCGAGGUGGCUCAGAAGAGGGGUUCAAGUGGUCCGGAAGAGAAGACGGCCAUCCAGCUCGCUGCCGAGAACGUCUUGAACCCACCAAAGCCAGUAAGGCGGCCCAGCAACAACAAGAACAGCUACAACAGUCAGAAAGAGAAGCGACCUGGUUGGCUUAAUGCUUUCAAAUUCAAGUCCUGGUCCAAGAGCCAUAAGCACGAGAAGGGACAAUCGAACAGUCUCCCAGGAUCUGAAGACCCCGUGCGCUCACUCUCAGUCCCACAGAACGAGGUCUUGCCAUCGACUACCACAGGUGAAGAGUUCCAUGGCCUCGAACCCGUUCGCUCCAAGAGCGUGGGUGAAAUUCCAAGUGGACCGGCACUAGAUCUUGAUUUGAGGAUGCAGGAUCUAGCUGUUGAUUACAGGAAGAGCGGGGAGCAACAGGCUCCAACGAUAGCAGUGGACAGCCCAAACAGAGCGACGUUCGACAAAAACGAGCUUGAACAGAUCAAGACUGUCAGCAGUGAUGGUGACCAGUACAACAUUGUGCCUGCCACCACAGUGAACAGUCUGAUCGAUCGCCACGACAUGUACAAGGGAAUGGGUCGCAUUGAGACCAAAGACAUUAGGAACGUGGCACACGAGCCGAGAGGCGGCUUCGAGUGAUGAGCGUUGGUUUGUUGGGAAUUUUCUGAGGUUUUGCGUCGAUACCAAAUCAUUUCGUUCGUUAUUUCUGUCACCCAUAGUAUGUGAAAGCUUAUCCUAGUACAAAUGUACUACAUCGACACCUUCCUAUCUUUUCUCGCGCCUCUACUUGGAAUCUUGCGUUGAUGUUCGACCUCAGCACGCAUCCCAAUGUAUAUACCAUGCGGAUAUGCACUCAUUGCCUUGCAGAAACGAGGGUUCUAUGGCGUGGGGGGUUGUGCAUGUACGUCUUCGUAUCGUAGCGGGACCGCCCAUUAGCACAUAAGAUCUUGCAAAGU